Messenger RNA from Pseudophryne corroboree (corroboree frog), 3736 nucleotides. RefSeq names its product cadherin 11 (gene CDH11). The record is from RefSeq and is a predicted model, not a curated record. Gene Ontology annotation, molecular function: cadherin binding; calcium ion binding. The transcript has 12 exons. NCBI's taxonomy places the organism in Eukaryota, Metazoa, Chordata, Amphibia, Anura, Myobatrachidae. Gene Ontology annotation, cellular component: catenin complex; plasma membrane; adherens junction. The coding region runs from base 577 to 2934 and encodes 785 amino acids. Gene Ontology annotation, biological process: homophilic cell-cell adhesion; cell morphogenesis; multicellular organism development.
CCAUGGCUGUGCAAUCUGUUUGCUUCAAUCCAGUCUUUGCAUCACUUUGUCCAUGAUUGCAUCUCUCAGAUAGUGUCAGUGAGGAAGAUGCAGAGAGGGGAUGAGGGUCAGCUCUGAUGGACAACACUCCUCAUCUUCACAAGUCUGAGACCCCUGCCUCUUGCAAUUAUUCAUGUGAUUCUGUUCUCACUGGCCCCCUCUCCUUCCCUCCGUCAGCAGCUUGCUCUCAGCCCUAGCCUGCCCCCUCCCUCUCUCUCUCUCUAUCUCUCUCUCUGUUGCAUUCCUUGCCAGAAGCUCCAAGCUUCACUCGGAUCUCCUUGCAGGACUGGAGUGUACAGGACUUUGGGAUGCUGUUGGUUCUCCAUGUGACUGGGACCUUAUUAUUUCUCUCUAGUGCCAUCUGAAGAAGCCACCAAGGAUCAACAAAGGAUAAUCGGAAAGAAAGGAGAAGUGCGUAAUGGGUAUAAUCUAUGGGACGACAUUUACAUAUUGGAAUUCCUACUAGACUGGGGUUUCACACUCUCUUGAAUUGGCUUGGAAUAGGGAUCAAGGACUGUUGAAUUAACAUUACCAAAAAUGAAGAAGGACUUCUGUUUACAUGGUAUUCUUCUCUGCCUGGGCAUCGCAUACUGUAGUCACAUCACAACAACAAGGAGAGGCAAAUCAUUUCAUGGACACCACGAAAAGGGCAAAGAAGGACAAGUCUUACAUAGGUCCAAGAGGGGAUGGGUAUGGAAUCAAUUUUUUGUAAUAGAGGAAUAUACUGGACCGGAUCCUGUGCUUGUUGGACGGCUUCACUCAGAUGUCGAUUCCGGUGAUGGGAAAAUUAAGUACAUACUCUCAGGGGAAGGUGCUGGAACCAUUUUUGUAAUCGAUGACAAAUCAGGAAACAUUCAUGCAACAAAGACUUUGGACCGAGAAGAAAGAGCCCAGUACACAUUAAUGGCACAGGCAGUUGAACGGGAAACAAAUAAACCCCUAGAGCCACCAUCAGAAUUUAUUGUCAAAGUCCAGGAUAUAAAUGAUAAUCCACCUGAAUUCUUGGAUGAAAAAUAUCACGCAACAGUUCCAGAGAUGUCCAGUGUGGGUACAUCAGUAAUCCAGGUAACAGCGUCAGAUGCAGAUGACCCCACAUAUGGUAACAGUGCUAAGCUUGUGUACAGUAUUCUCGAAGGGCAACCAUACUUUUCGGUGGAAGCUCAAACAGGAAUCAUUAGAACGGCUCUACCAAACAUGGACAGAGAAGCCAAGGAGCAAUACCACGUUGUGAUUCAAGCAAAAGACAUGGGGGGACAUAUGGGAGGACUCUCAGGGACAACCAAAGUGACAAUAACUCUGACAGACGUCAAUGACAACCCACCAAAGUUUCCUCAAAGUACGUACCCCAUGUCAGUGUCAGAAGCAGCAGUUCCAGGUGAUGAGGUUGGACGACUAAAAGCCAAAGAUCCUGAUUUGGAAGAAAAUGCCGCCAUAAAGUACAAUAUUCUUGAUGGCGAUGGGGCAGAAAUAUUUGAAAUCACAACAGAUUAUCAAACUCAGGAGGGGGUUGUGAAGCUGAAAAAGACUGUGGAUUAUGAAUCUAAGAAGUUCUACAGUAUGAAGGUCGAGGCUGCUAAUGUCUACCCAGAUCCUCGAUACUUCAGUAGAGGGCCUUUUAAGGAUACUGCUACUGUGAAGAUCUCAAUUGAAGAUGCAGAUGAACCACCAAUAUUUUUGGAACCAAGUUAUACUUUAGAAGUGGAUGAGAAUGCGCCGCCAGACACAAGAGUUGGCAGAGUUCACGCAAGAGACCCUGAUGCAGCCGGCACCGCUAUAAGGUAUUCAAUCGAUCGGAACACUAACCUUGACAGAUAUUUCAACAUCCAAGAUGAUGGUGUCAUCAAAACCACAAAGGCUUUGGAUAGAGAGGAAAUCGCUUGGCACAACAUCUCUGUGAUAGCAACUGAAGCCUCUCAUAAUAGUUACGCGAAUGCAGUCCCUGUGACGAUUAAAGUUUUGGACAAGAAUGACAAUGCUCCAGAAUUUCCAAAACCCUAUGAGGCAUUUGUAUGUGAAAAUGUGCAACCACACAAGAAAUUUUUCUCAAUAACUGCUGUAGAUAAAGAUGACACUGCAAAUGGAGCUCGAUUUGACUUCAGUUUACUACCAGAAAUGUCAAAUUUUACCAUAAGAGAUCAGAGAGAUAACACAGCAAACCUUUACGUUGGGCGAGUAUCUUUCAGCCGUCAGAAACAGAAGAUGCACUUGCUUCCCAUUGUAAUAAGUGAUGGCGGGUCCCCACCAAUGAGCAGCACCAACACUCUCACCAUCCGCAUCUGCAGUUGUAGCACUGAUGAAAAUAUCAUCUCUUGCAAUGACGAACCACUGUCACUUAAUGCAGGGCUCAGCACAGGCGCGUUGAUCGCUAUUCUUGCGUGCAUUGUCAUUUUGUUAGUGAUUGUGGUAUUAUUUGUUGCACUGCGUCGAGAAAAGAAGGAACCCUUGAUUGUCUUUGAAGAAGAGGAUAUCCGUGAGAAUAUAAUAACUUAUGAUGAUGAAGGUGGAGGGGAGGAAGACACUGAAGCCUUUGACAUUGCCACUUUACAAAAUCCUGAUGGGAUUAAUGGGUUUAUUCCACGUAAAGAUAUUAAACCUGAAUACCAAUACUCUCCACGGGAUCUUGGAAUAAGACCGGCUCCGAACAGUGUAGAUGUUGACGAUUUCAUUAACACAAGGAUACAUGAAGCCGAUAAUGACCCUACUGCACCUCCCUAUGAUUCCAUUCAAAUUUACGGAUAUGAAGGACGAGGUUCCGUGGCUGGGUCUCUAAGCUCUUUAGAGUCAGCCUCUACAGAUUCAGAUCUGGACUACGAUUAUCUACAAAACUGGGGACCUCGAUUUAAGAAACUAGCAGACUUAUAUGGCUCCAAAGACACUUACGAAGAUGAUUCUUAACGAUAAAAAACUAAACUUGGCCUUAAGAACUAUAUAAUGUUCUCAAAAACCCAGAGAAAACAUUAACAGGUAUUUUUUUUAAAGGAAAGAAAUAUAAACGGCUUCUCUGACUUAUAUGGGUUUACAGAUAGAAUUCCUUCCAAAACAAAAACUUUUGCAGUGGUGAUGGAUACUGUGAAAACCAUACAACCUGUGUUAAAGUAUUCAGUGAUCUGGGACAAAACCACUUGUAACUGCAGCCGAUAUCGAAGAAGAAUAAAACAGGAAACACUUGAUGAUGAUAAGGGGAUAUUUUACAAUAUGUACUAUAACCAUCCAGCCCUAUGUCAAACAAAGCUUCCACAGAUUAGAAAGGAUAACAGUUUUGAGCUGUAUUGUCGCCUUAAACUAUGGACACUUUAUAUGUAGUGCAUUUUUAAACUUGAAAAUAAAAAAUAAAAAAUAAAUAAAAAAAUCCCAAUAUAAUAUUCAGCCAGCUUCAACUCAUAUAAUGUAUGUACAGUAAAAUGUACAAUUAUAAUGUCUAUUGAGCAUCAGACUUGUUACUGCUGAUUCUUGUAAAUCUUUUUUGCUUAUAAUCCCGUCUUAAACUAAUAUGUGCCAGAAUCGCACCCUAUUUCUAUGUCAUUUUUAAUGUAUCUAUUUGUACAAUUUUAAGAAUUCUUAUUUUAGUAUACAUACAAAAUAUCAAUAUUCUGACAUGUUACGGCAUCACACUUAUAUUUUAUGAACAUCGUACUGUUGCUUUAAUAUGUGCUUCAAUAUAAGAAGCAAACUUUGAAAUAAAAUUGACUUUUUUUUA